UCAGCCAGCACUGUACGUACAAUGCCACUGGCACAUCUACUGCUACAGUGAUUUUCUGUUUUGUGUUCGAUUGAUAAUAAUUUAGAAUUUAGAUUUAAUUUUAACGCCGCCGUUUAUCUAGCCCUUAAAAUUUUAUUUUAUUAAAACAAUGAAAAAUCAUUAGUGUAAAUCUGCCUGACAAAUAAAUCUUCAAAGUUUCUUAAAUACAUAACUUUCUUUUAUAAAAUAAACCAACUCCAAAAUCCCACCAAGCCAAACUACAAACAAAAACCAUUAAAAAUUCAGUCAUUUAAAUAGUAACACGAUACCAACCUACCUACCUAACAUCUCCACACUCCACCAUGGAACCAUCGGCAUGCGAAGGUAAUCAAAACUUAAAGGCAUUUGAACGUCGUCUUACCGAGGUCGUUUCUUCAUAUCGACCCUCGACAUUACGAUGGAGAAUUGUUUUAGCUGUAAUAUCGAUGUGCACAGCCAUUGGAGCUUGGUAUUGGCUGCGUGACCCAAAGACUUCAGUUGUUCCACUCACGGAAUCGCUUCUCAUACAUCCAGUAUUUUCUUUUGCAACUUUAACUCUAAUUCUGCUGUUUCUCUUUGGGAUUCAUAAGCUUGUGAUAGCUCCGCAAAUAAUAACCUCUCGCAUGCGACUUGUGCUGGGAGAUUUCAAUAUGAGUUGUGAUGAUACUGGAAAGUUGAUUCUGAAACCAAGACCCAAUAACAACUGAGACACAGAGAAAAAGCCACGCCGGCGAACUAGUCUUUAGGGAAAUUGAAUUUUUGGAGGACAAAUGGAUUUUUUUAAACAAGAACAGACUAUGAUCGAUAUACAUACAUAUAUAUUUUGUUGAAUUAGAAUUGGCAGGAGUGCCAAGGAAAUAGGUCAAAUAUAAGAACAACUUGUAAAUACAAAAAUUAAUAUUUAUUUUGCAGUCUUAUUACCAUUUAUUUUGUUGUCACUCUACAUCUUAACCUAAAAAAUAAAAACAAAGAAAAACAAAACAUAAUCCAAGGUUUUCUCCGAAAAUUUGUUGUUAGAUUUGUGAAAAUAAAUUAAAAUAUAGUUAAUAAAAAAAAA
Molecule: messenger RNA, 1075 nt
Organism: Eupeodes corollae
Lineage: Eukaryota; Metazoa; Arthropoda; Insecta; Diptera; Syrphidae
Gene: Cnep1r2
Product: nuclear envelope phosphatase-regulatory subunit 1 homolog
Exons: 4
Coding region: 342-725 (127 amino acids)
Cellular component (GO): cytoplasm; Nem1-Spo7 phosphatase complex
Source: RefSeq, a predicted model, not a curated record